This is a messenger RNA of Pseudomassariella vexata, 823 nucleotides long. RefSeq lists its product as uncharacterized. The transcript has a single exon. The record is from RefSeq and is a predicted model, not a curated record. The coding region runs from base 148 to 663 and encodes 171 amino acids. NCBI's taxonomy places the organism in Eukaryota, Fungi, Ascomycota, Sordariomycetes, Amphisphaeriales, Pseudomassariaceae.
GCAUGUCAGUGCCAAUUUCCUGCCCGUUUAGAUAUUUUGGCGUACCUGCUUACCAAUACACUCACCCACAAAUGUCCAUAGUUGAGGCUCUCAGGACAUUUGUUGAUCAUUCUCAGAUCUCAUCGUCGACUGUCAUGAUAGUAGCCGAUGGCAGGGGUUGUGGACAGGCUUGUCGGGGACCAAAAAUAUCUCAGCUCCACUUUUGAACAACAAACUUCUUUCUCCACGGUGAUUUUGCUUGAUCAAUGGAAGACACCUAACACACCUCGACCCAGGGCUAGCGGUUCAGCGGCUGAACACGAUGAGAAAAUCGGUGGUUGGAAUGAUCAGCCCGAUGGGACCACGGAAGGAAUUAGUGCCUGGCGCAGGACAAGGAUCGUAAAGCUGGCAGUGUAUUAUUGGCACCGCCACUGCAAGCGAACGGUGGGAUCUGGCGACCGGCAUUUCAAUACAAUGCACGCAAAGAUGGGCAUUAAUAUGAAAACCCGGGAGCUGGACAUAAUUCUCGCUUGCUUGCAGGCAGGCGCUGGUGUAAGCCGGGGCAGGCAAGUAAGUCGGGUCAACCGCAGGACAAGUUUCAACGUCAAUGGGAAACUAACCCGACGGACUACUCGCAAUAGUUUCUCAAAGAUUAUUGCUAAAAAUACGCUGCCGGAGAAAUAGGACUGCGAGUAACGAAAAAUGCUUCUUUCGUUGCGGGUAGCAACUCGCUGUAGGACGAGGUCAAGCGCAGCGUCUGAAAGUGCGAUGUAUUGAUCAAGGCUGUAAGCUGCCACAGCCAUCUGUUAGUCCCAGAAGCCUCAGUUAAUUAAAUAACGGAGUG